This is a messenger RNA of Tilletiaria anomala UBC 951, 1272 nucleotides long. RefSeq lists its product as uncharacterized. Gene Ontology annotation, biological process: maturation of 5.8S rRNA; regulation of gene expression. The coding region runs from base 100 to 1098 and encodes 332 amino acids. The record is from RefSeq and is a predicted model, not a curated record. Gene Ontology annotation, cellular component: exosome (RNase complex); nucleolus. Lineage: Eukaryota; Fungi; Basidiomycota; Exobasidiomycetes; Georgefischeriales; Tilletiariaceae. The transcript has 5 exons. Gene Ontology annotation, molecular function: DNA binding; RNA binding.
AGGAAAAGAAGCGCAUAAGGCAGCGAGUGCGGCGGGCUCCCAUCUCACCUUGAAAAAGACUUGCGCUCGUGCGUCCAGGCAGCAGCAACCCCAUCCAACAUGGCACUCCAGUCCCCAGCGCCGCUCCUCAAGCAGCUCUCAACCUCGCUCGAUGGGCUGAUUGAGACACUCGACCCACUGCUCACCCAGCCGCUUGCUCAGCUCAGCGCGAGGCUCGAGUCGGGAAGCAGCAGCAGAAAUGCAGAGCCUGCCCAGCCAACGGGAAAGGGGGCGGACAAGGACGAGAGCAGCGCGAUCGGGAAGGAUGGGCCGGCCACGAUAAAGGACCAGGAGAAAGGCAUAGAAUUAGCUGGAAAACUAGAUGCUGCUAGGCUGCACGCAUCAAUAGCGUAUGUCUUGCUAGAUCUCGUAUGGAUCUAUCUCAAGACAAAAGGUGUCGAUCCUGCUACGCACCCCGUGAUGCCGGAACUGGAACGUGUGAAGGGCUACUUUCACAAAAUCAAGCAUGCGCAAGAUAGUGAAAGCCGAGAAGCACGCUCCAACCUCGACCAGUCAGCAGCCGCGCGUUUCAUCAGGCACGCCAUUGGCGGCAGCGGGCACUCCUCGUCCUCGUCGUCAUUUGCUGCGUCUGCAGCUGCGCAGUCGCCACAAGGCCAGCACAAGCGUUUCGACUUUGAGAAGGACGACAAUGAUGAGGAUGGCGAAGGGCAGGGGGAGAGCGACAGCAGCGAUGGCAAUCAGGCAGGUGGAAGUGCGGGCAAGAAGCGCAACAGCAAGGAAAUCGGUAAAGGGAAGCGAAGCGCUGCCGAGUCGGCGGCAGAGCUGGCGGUCACAGUAAAAGGGCCGUCAGGGAAACGCGUACAAUUAGAUCCCUUCACUGGCUAUCUUGAUCCUGCCGACAGCAGCGCAACGACGACUCCACCACGAUCUGCUAUGAUCACCACAUCAAAUCCGGCAUCGACAUCGGCAUCCCAACCCGCCCUCUCGCAAUCACAAUCACAACCCGGCACACCAGCGAAUGGUGUGGCCGCCACCGAGGGGACAGGCGGGAAGAAGCAGAGGAAGAAGGAGAAGAAGAAAAGGGGAGGCAAACCAUGAUACGAUGAUCGAUAUGAUGGGCAUGUGUCACACCCUGCCCUCGCCAUCCGAUUCGCGCUUGUGCAACAGUCAUUUCCCUGCUUCUCUCCCUCGCUUUUGGGCGGCUUGGCUUGUAUGUCUAUUAAGCUCACUGGUCUAUGUAUGUGUAUCACAGCAUCCUGGGGCAGGCCCAUU